CUAUCCCCAUCUAGUAGUAGCCCCAGCGUCAGUUCUCUCAAACUGGGAACGAGAAUUUGAAAGGUUUGCCCCUCAUUUGAAUGUUGUAAAAUACCACGGGAGUAUGAACGAACGUUCAGAGUUGCAAGAGGAUCUACGCAUUUAUUUACCAAGCAAUCGAGCAGCUCGCAAAAAGCACAAAGUGACACCACUAGACGUUAUACUAGUGCCCAUCACCUACUUUCAAAAAGAGAAAUCGGACGAUCGCUCAUUUCUUCGUCGCUUCAACUAUCACUACAUGGUGGUGGAUGAAGCACAUCUACUAAAGAAUGCCAAAGGACUGCGAUACAAGUCACUGGAUCGCUUCACAACGCUCCAUAGACUGUUAUUGACAGGUACACCCGUUCAGAAUUCCCCCAAGGAGCUGAUGUGUUUGUUAUGCUUUCUCAUGCCGUUGUUCUCGCGAAAGGGAGGAAGCGAUUUUGAUGAUGAACAAGGGAAUGAUGGUGGAGAAAGUAUGCUACAGCACUUCGUGUCGAUGGAAGGAGGGAACACUCUGCAUGACGAGACAGCGUACAAAAAGCUGAAGCAGCUAUUUGCCCCCUUUGUCUUGAGACGUAGAAAGCAAGAUGUCCUUAGUCAGAUCAUGCCUCCAAAAGAGCACGCUGUGGAGAUUGUGCAGCUUGACGAGUCGUCUCGUUGCCUCUACGAUAAAAUCAUUUCCGACCAUAUUCGUUCCAAGAAAAAAGGCGACGCCUCGUCGAGAGAGCAUUUGUUUACUCAACUUCGAAAAUGCGCUCAUCAUCCGCUACUUCUUCGAGCUCGGUAUACUUCUCCGACCGAGAAGGAACAUUUGGCGAAAUGGUUUUAUCAGUACGGUGCCUUUCGUGGAGAAGGGUGUACAAUGGUCAAAGUUCGCGAGGAAUUGGAUCGAUUCAACGACUUUGAAAUUCAUUUGACUGCUUUAGAAUUGCUGGAGGAGAAUCGACUUCGUCACGAGCAACUUGGUCGUUAUGUUUUGCAAGAGAAAGACUUGUUUUCUUCAGCAAAAUGCAAGCGGCUUCGGGCCAUUCUACCGGAUUUGGUUGGUAAAGGACACCGUAUCUUAAUUUUUUCCGUUUGGACAAGUUGCCUGGAUCUGCUAAGUUGUUUGAUGGAACAAAUGGGUCUAGGGUAUCUACGUAUGGAAGGCAGCACACCUGUCAACGAGCGACAGGCCCUGAUCGAUCGAUUUACGAGCGAGACCAGUAUUCCGGUUUUUCUGCUCUCCACGAAGGCGUGUGGGUUGGGUAUCAAUUUGACUUGCGCGGAUACCUGCAUUAUGCACGAUCUCGACUUCAAUCCUUUCAACGAUUUGCAAGCGGAAGAUCGUUGUCAUCGUAUUGGGCAAAAGAAACCUGUCAAAAUUAUCAAAAUGAUAACGGAGGAUACAGUUGACGAGGAUAUUUACAAAAUGCAGCAACGAAAGGCUCGAAUGAAUGCUGCCAUCAUGGAUACAGAUUCUAGGGAAUGGAACAACGUUGCCGCCAAUGAAAAGGGAAACAUGCUGAAACAUGCAGUGGAUCGCUUUUUGCGUUCACCCACCCAGUCAAGGUCUUCGAAAGAAAGAGGUGACAAGGAAAAUAGCGGCAAUAUUGACAUGACGGAUGUAUAAACUGUGCAGCAACACAGACUGGAUGCCAGAAAAAAGUGGCCAGUUCCACUUUUUCUUUUUCAAAUUGUACAUAGCUUUCCGACAGCUAUUCAGUCAUCUCAAUGGCAUGGCAGUCCAGUUAACUCGAGAAAUAUUUAGUCAGCUUUAUGAACCC
Messenger RNA from Phaeodactylum tricornutum CCAP 1055/1, 1787 nucleotides. RefSeq lists its product with no specific name. Gene Ontology annotation, molecular function: chromatin binding; ATP-dependent chromatin remodeler activity; ATP binding. Gene Ontology annotation, cellular component: nucleus. NCBI's taxonomy places the organism in Eukaryota, Bacillariophyta, Bacillariophyceae, Surirellales, Neidiaceae. The transcript has a single exon. The record is from RefSeq and is a predicted model, not a curated record. The coding region runs from base 104 to 1633 and encodes 509 amino acids.